Molecule: messenger RNA, 576 nt
Organism: Acanthosepion pharaonis
Lineage: Eukaryota; Metazoa; Mollusca; Cephalopoda; Sepiida; Sepiidae
Source: the annotation of a GenBank genome assembly
AUGUCUCCUGUACCAAAGGAAGAACGUGACAAACCAGUUGAUGAUAAUCCUGAAUGCAACAAUGUUGAAAAUGAUGAUAGUGUACCAGAUUUUAUUAUUACACUAACUAGUUCUGAAAGUGAAGCUGAAAGUGAUGCAGAUAUUGAGCAUGAUGGUUAUGAAUUGUUACCCCAAGAAGCAGAACUUAUUGAAUUUCAGCCACCUAUAGAAGCCCAUGAGACUGAUCCUGUAACACUUCUGCCAAACCUUCACCAACCACUUCCUGAGGAACCAUGUGUUUUGCCAUUCACAUUACCAGACGCACCUGCUGAAGAUGCUGCUUCAUUGUUAUGGAAUCAGGGAAACUCAGCUCCUCGACCUGAGAUGGAUAAAGGUCAGGAGGAAAGAGUUAGAGCUGCUAUGAAAGGAUUCCAGCUACCAAGUACUAACAUUCCUGACUGGGCCAAAAAUGUCCCAGAAGACAAGUGGAAAGAACAUUUAUUAGCUAAAUUACAUCAGUUAAACGCAAAGGAUUCAGAUGACAAUGACCCCAAACGAGACGACAAUUCACAAAAUGAUGAUACUUGUUUGAAGUGA